Naegleria gruberi is the source of this 1680-nucleotide messenger RNA. RefSeq lists its product as uncharacterized. The transcript has a single exon. The record is from RefSeq and is a predicted model, not a curated record. Bases 1 to 1680 code for a protein of 559 amino acids. NCBI's taxonomy places the organism in Eukaryota, Heterolobosea, Eutetramitea, Acrasida, Naegleriidae.
AUGAAACGAAAUCCACAUCCAAACCGUGACCGUUUUGAGGAAGAACCAUUAUCAAAGUCAAUGUACCAGCCUCCUCAACAAGAAACAAUUCAUUCCGAAAAGAGUGAAACAGAAGAAGAAUAUACAAUUAGAAAAUUUAAUGAAAAUUUUCAUAAUUUUGAGCUUGAGUCUAUUGUUGGCGCUCAAGUAAAGUUUGUUAAGGCUGGUGCCUCCUCUGCUCUUUAUUAUUUUGUUAGCAAACCAAAUGAAUUGUUUCAGGUUAAUAAUUUCCCAGAAUUGAACGCAUUUGCCUCCCAAUGUGCCGAACAUUACCAAGGAGGUAUUAUUAAGUGUUUUUAUCAUGUUUUUAUAACUGGAUUCGUGAGAACAGGAAAGACAACCACGGCUCGAUAUCUUUUCCCCUAUCUCCAUUCUAUUCAUUGCUGUAGGAGAUUUAAUUACAUUGGCUAUGAGGUUCAAUAUCUUGAUAUACAAGAUUUUCCAAAGCACGAACAAGAAGAAGAAUAUUAUUACGCUAAUAGAAUUAUUAGAAGCUUUGUUGGUGAAGGAGCAACUGUAGUAGACUGUAUGCAAGAUUCAACUCAAUACAAUCCCAUCACUGAGUAUUUGGAAAAAAGAAGCGAUAAGAUGGUAUACUUUGUCUUGGACGAAAUUCAACUAUUAUCUCCGACCACUUUGAACUAUCUCAAGAAGGUAUUUAAAUCACCUACUCUAAAGAGUUCUUCAAAUUUCCUUAGUAUUUGGACAGGAAGUACCCAAUCACUUCUAUUCAGAAAGUUGAGAGAAGUACUUCCAUAUGGAUUCUCAUUUUCGGAUAAUGAGAUGACCUACAACAUUCCACACUCGAGUGCAACUGCAAAUUUAAGGGAGGUUGCCAUAUUCCAAAACUACAUUAUGAAAAGAAAAUUUGUCGACACACAAGUUCUAAGAACCAUCAAGGAUUCAUUAGAGGUGCACCACUGCAGUUAUGUUGACCAAAUUAUUUCUCAACGCAAAACCAAGACUCUCCAACAAUCCAUUUCUCAUCUCAUUCAACAAAUCUUCUCCAUUUAUGAUAGAGAUAUUGGCAAUAUUGUUAAAGGACUAACGAGAGAGGAAGCUUGGAUAAUAAUCAAAACCAAAGCUGUUCCAGCCUAUAUAACGAGUAUAGCUCUGUGUGGCUCUGGGAUUACUGAUGGUUCUAUGUUUGUAAAAUUCAACCGAGAGACCCAAAAGUAUGAGCUUAGAGACUCAUUGCUCUGUUCUUAUAUCAUGUUUAGAUGGGAUAGUCUUUGUAGCUCAAUGAGAGCUGCUGAUGUUGAGUAUCAUUUUCACUUAUUGUUACCAUUCCAAUUUUUGGGUGAGUCCAUCAAUUUAAUUGAAUCAUCACUCAUUGAAACUCUUGGAAUGGCUGAUCAUGAUCACAAACAGUUUGCUGCGGUACUUAAUAAUGGAUUAAUUGACAAUUCUAUUCAAAACAAAAUUGAAAUAAUAGAGGAUGAGGAAAAACUUGUCAAAACAAUCAUCAAGGCAAUCAGACAUAUUUCAAGUCAAUCUUCUGAUUGUAAAACCCUCUAUCAAGAAAUUGUAAAAUAUUGGUGCAACAAUGAACCAAGAAAUUUCAUCAGAAUUGCUGAGAAAAUCAGGGAAGUGGUUGUUAUUACAAACUGGAACCAUGAAUCAAAAUUUGUAAAAUAUUAA